Molecule: messenger RNA, 1467 nt
Organism: Liolophura sinensis
Lineage: Eukaryota; Metazoa; Mollusca; Polyplacophora; Chitonida; Chitonidae
Product: achacin-like
Exons: 7
Coding region: 13-1467 (484 amino acids)
Molecular function (GO): oxidoreductase activity
Source: RefSeq, a predicted model, not a curated record
CCCAGGGACAACAUGCUUCCUGGAAUCCUGUUUGUGUUGGCCAUCGCAGUGGCAUCAGGUUUUGACACCAGGCGACUGUUUCGCAAGAAACCGGCGACUCACGACUGCCUGGACGUGGCCAUUGUUGGAGGGGGGAUAGGUGGCACCUACACCGGAUGGAGAUUGCGACAGCGAGGCUUGAAUAUCGCCAUCUUUGAAAACACAGAUCGUGUCGGAGGUCGGAUGUUUAGCGUCUUCCUCCCUUCAGUGCCGAAUGUACCUGCUGAGUUGGGGGCGAUGCGAUACGUUCCGGGUGCGCACAGCACCCUGGAAAGUUUGUUUCCUCAACUUGACCUGCGCACGGAAGUGUUCCAGCCCGACAGUUUUAAAAAGCUAUUCUAUUUCCGGUCUACAAGACUAAGCGCCGAAGAGUUGGACAGUCCUAAGCUACCGUACAAUCUGGCACCAGGGGAAAGCAGGAACCCAGAUGAACUUUCCUGGACUUUCUCUCAGCGGGUGAUGAACGUCAGCAGACCGGAUCUGAUUCCGGACAUUGAAGAGGCGUAUACCCCGGAUGGAGUUCCAGUGUAUCAACAAGGGUGGACGGUUACAGCGCUGGCUCAGACGGUUACAGCGCUGGCUCAGGUGGUUAAAAUGCUGGCUCAGACGGUUAAAACACUGGCUCAGACGGUUACAAUGCUGGCUCAGACGGUUACAGCGCUGGCUCAGGUGGUUAAAACGUUGGCUCAGACGGUUAAAACGCUGGCUAAGACGGUUAAAACGCUGGCUCAGACGGUUAAAACACUGGCUCAGACGGUUACAGCGCUGGCGCAGGGGGUUAAAAUACUGGUUCAGACGGUUAAAAUGCUGGCUCAGACGGUUAAAAUGCUGGCUCAGACGGUUAAAACGCUGGCUCAGACGGUUACAGCGCUGGCUCAGGUGGUUAAAAUGCUGGCUCAGACGGUUAAAACGCUGGCUCAGACGGUUACAGCGCUGGCUCAGACGGUUACAGCGCUGGCUCAGGUGGUUAAAACGCUGGCUCAGACGGUUAAAACGCUGGCUCAGACGGUGAAGCCUCAAACAGUGUGUGCCAAGGCUGUGAUGAUGGCACUUCCGGCUCCAGCCAUGCAGAAAAUCCAUUGGUACCCUUUCCAGUUUGAUCCAUUAAUGAAGAUGGCAUUUGACGCCGUCACAGACUUCAGUGCAAUGAAGAUUUUCUUAGCAUAUCCGAACGCUUGGUGGGACGACUUCGGCGCGAAAAGUAAAGCGUACGUUACUGACAUACCUCUUCGGCAAGGCGCAGAAUUCGGGCGUUUCCGGAAUUCUUCGGGAGACGAAAGCGCCCUUAUGAUGGUGUCGUAUGCUGAUGGGGAAGUGAAUAACGAUUAUUGGCGGGAACUGAGGAAUUUCCGAGACACAGUUUCCUCCCCUGCGAUUCCCGCGAAAUUUUCCGGUGAAUCUAUGCCGCCAAAGUGCUGUCGUCUCUGA